AUGUCAUUUUUAAGAACAUCUCUUGCCAAUCUUGGCCGUCGUGCCUAUGCCACCGCCCCUCCCCCUUCAAGGAGCAAUCUCCCCGCUGUCCUCCUCACUGCUGGCCUCGCCGCCGGCGCUGCUUAUUGGUACCUUGACAGCUCCCAAACUGCCCCCGUCAAGCCCAAGCAGGAGAAAAGCCCCCUCGACCCUCAGAACUUCCAAGACUUUAAGCUCAAAAAGGUCAUUCCAUACAACCACAACUCGUCAAAAUUCGUGUUCGAGCUCCCCAACGAUGAGGCCUCGCUUAUUCCAGUAGCAUCGUGUCUCGUCGUAAAGGCAUCUGCCCCAGAUGCUCUUAAUGACGCAAAGGGAAAGCCUGUUAUUCGCCCAUACACCCCCGUGUCUGCUCCGGAUGCCCCAGGCGAGCUUACCCUUCUCGUCAAGCGCUACGAAAAUGGAAACAUGUCCAGGCACAUCUUUGACCUCAAGGAAGGAGACACUCUUGCUAUCAAGGGUCCUAUCCUCAAGUUCCCCUACAAGGCAAACGAAUUUGAUCAAGUCGCUCUGAUCGGUGGAGGCAGUGGAAUCACUCCUCUCUACCAACUCGUCACCCAUGCUCUCUCGGACAAGAACAACAAGACAAAGUUCAAGCUCAUCUAUUCCAACCUCACAGAAAAGGACAUUCUCCUUCGCAAAGAAUUUGAUGCCUUGAAGAAGAAAUACCCCGAUACCUUUGACGCCGUAUACCUCGUCGAUACACCAACGGAAGGAUGGAAAGGCCCUGUCGGCUACAUUAACGCUGACGUCAUUAAGCAGCACGUCGGUCCAGCUGACCUCAAGGAUAAAGUCAAGGUUUUCGUCUGUGGACCUCCUGGACAGGUAGCGUCGAUUGCUGGAAAGAAAGCUGGCAUGAAGCAGGGUGAGCUCGGUGGAAUCCUCAAGGAGCUCGGAUACUCGGAAGACCAGAGUGUGUAUCAGCUACUUGCCGAAUGA
Molecule: messenger RNA, 975 nt
Organism: Psilocybe cubensis
Lineage: Eukaryota; Fungi; Basidiomycota; Agaricomycetes; Agaricales; Agrocybaceae
Exons: 8
Coding region: 1-975 (324 amino acids)
Biological process (GO): ergosterol biosynthetic process
Molecular function (GO): cytochrome-b5 reductase activity, acting on NAD(P)H
Source: RefSeq, a predicted model, not a curated record